This is a messenger RNA of Contarinia nasturtii (swede midge), 946 nucleotides long. It is a transcript of the gene san, whose product is annotated as probable N-acetyltransferase san. Gene Ontology annotation, molecular function: acyltransferase activity, transferring groups other than amino-acyl groups. The record is from RefSeq and is a predicted model, not a curated record. Gene Ontology annotation, biological process: mitotic sister chromatid cohesion. Gene Ontology annotation, cellular component: NatA complex. Bases 250 to 837 code for a protein of 195 amino acids. The transcript is spliced from 3 exons. Lineage: Eukaryota; Metazoa; Arthropoda; Insecta; Diptera; Cecidomyiidae.
CAAGAUGAACUGGUGGAAAAAGAAGAAUAAACUUAUCAAACAUUAGUCGAGAGAAAUAUUGAUGCCUAGAUUUUCAAUUUAUUAUAGUAAAAAAAAUCGACGAAGAAUUGAAUGAAAAAACAUUGAAAUGUUUUGUCAUCAACAAUUGGAAAGAUAAAAUUUAUUUGAAAAUCGAAUACACAUUUUGAACGCUGUGCUUUUCGUGGACUUGAAUAUUAAUUUGAUUCAACCAGAAGCAAUCACAUAAAAAUGACAAAAAAAGAUCCCAGAGGUACAAUAGAACUCGGCGACGUAACACCGCAUAACAUAAAACAACUUAAAAAAUUGAACACGGUGGUUUUUCCUGUGAUUUACAAUGACAAAUUUUAUAUCGAUGUGUUGGAUGCGGGAGAAUUAGCAAAAUUGGCUUACUACAAUGACAUUGUAGUUGGAGCUGUUUGUUGUCGCAUCGAUACAUCGGAAAAUCAACGACGUCUUUAUAUUAUGACAUUAGGUUGCCUAUCUCCAUACCGUCGUCUUGGGAUUGGUUCUGUUAUGGUCAACCACAUUCUUAACUAUGUGAAGGAAGAUGGAAAUUUCGAUAGUAUAUUCCUACAUGUCCAAGUAAACAACGAAUGUGCCAUAGAAUUCUAUCAAAAAUUUGGCUUUGAAAUUGUUGAAACACGAGAACAAUACUACAAACGAAUUGAACCAGCUGGUGCACAUGUUCUUGAAAAGAAUCUGCGAAAAUCAUCGGGAUUCGCCGUCAAUUCAGAUACUACUAGUGUUGCUGACUUACCGAAUGGCAACACUGAAUUACACACCUCUCAAACCAAAUCAACUAAAGCAUCUGCAUAAUAUCCGCAUUCAAAUACACAUCGCCAACACUUUAAUUUAAUUUCGUUAAAUAAAACUGCAAUCAAUUAUGUACUAUUUUUUCUGGUAAAAUUAAAGUGACUGAAAAUUA